This is a messenger RNA of Balaenoptera musculus (blue whale), 2332 nucleotides long. It is a transcript of the gene SPIB, whose product is annotated as Spi-B transcription factor. NCBI's taxonomy places the organism in Eukaryota, Metazoa, Chordata, Mammalia, Artiodactyla, Balaenopteridae. Gene Ontology annotation, biological process: regulation of transcription by RNA polymerase II; cell differentiation. The record is from RefSeq and is a predicted model, not a curated record. The transcript has 6 exons. The coding region runs from base 1 to 786 and encodes 261 amino acids. Gene Ontology annotation, molecular function: sequence-specific DNA binding; DNA-binding transcription factor activity, RNA polymerase II-specific. Gene Ontology annotation, cellular component: nucleus.
AUGCUCACCCUAGAGGCUGCACAGCUUGACGGGCCACACUUCAGCUGUCUGUACCCAGAUGGGGUCUUCUAUGACCUGGACAGCUGCAAGCACUCCAGCUACCCUGACUCAGACGGGGCUCCUGAUCUAUGGAGCUACGGCCUCAGUCCAGCUGUCCCAGCCGCCUCCUAUGAAACCUUUGACCCGGCUGUGGCCACCUUCGGCCACACCCAGGGUGUCCAGCUCUGUUACGGACCCUCAACCUACAGCCCUGUGGGGAACCUGGACCCGGCCCCCAGCCUGGAGGCCCCGGGGCCUGGUUUCCCAGCAUACCCCAUGGAGGACUUCACAAGCCAGACCCUGGGCCCCCUGGCGUACGCCCCAUACCCCAGCCCCGUGCUGUCAGAGGAAGAGGACCUCCUGCUGGACAGUCCCGCCCUGGAGGUCUCGGACAGCGAGUCGGAUGAGGCCCUCAUGGCUGGCCCCGAGGGGAGGGGAUCUGAGGCAGGGGCCCGCAAGAAGCUGCGCCUGUACCAGUUCCUGCUGGGGCUGCUGACGCGCGGAGACAUGCGCGAGUGCGUGUGGUGGGUGGAGCCGGGCGCCGGGGUCUUCCAGUUCUCCUCGAAGCAUAAGGAGCUCCUGGCGCGCCGCUGGGGCCAGCAGAAGGGCAACCGCAAACGCAUGACCUACCAGAAGCUGGCGCGCGCCCUGCGCAACUACGCCAAGACCGGCGAGAUCCGCAAGGUCAAGCGCAAGCUCACCUACCAGUUUGAUAGUGCGCUGCUGCCCGCCGCCCGCCGGGCCUGAGCCCGGGGCGGCCUCUCGGGGGCUCUCAGGGGCUCCACGCCUGUGUCACGUGGGCGUCCCCACACCCUAGGUCAUAGGACCCACGGAUCCCCCACCCUGGCUGUGGGGGCGGGGCGCUGCCACAAUCCCUAAGCCCUGCCCAGGGUCCUUCUGGGAUCCCCCCAGUCAUGUCUGGGGCCUCUUUGGGAUUCCCUUGUCAUGUCCACGGGCCCCAAGAUCUUCAUGUCUUGGGUCGAAGGACCCAGAGACGACUAUACUUAUGUGUCUGUGUGGAGGGGCGGGGCAGGGCAGUGCUUCCAGAACCCCAAGAGCUUCUCUGGGAUCCCCUUGUGAUGUCUGAGAUCCCUUGUGUGUCUGCGAUCUCUCAAUCUCAUCUAGGGGAGGGUGAGCCUACAGAUCAUCACACCAAGAGGGGGACUCUGCCAGCACCCCUAAGCCCUGUCCAGGGUCUUUCUGGGAUCCCCUUCUCAUGUCUGAGUCCCUCCUGUCCCAUCUGAGAUCUAGUUAUGUCUGGGUCCCUCUGGGAACCCUUUGCAUACAUGUCUCUGUGCCCAUCUGUGACUUUCAUUCUGUCUGUCCCCCCAAAUUCCUUUGUCAUUUUUGAGAUCCCCUAAUUCUCUGGAACCACCCCGCUAUCACUUGUUUAUGUCUGGAAUUCUCCGAUCACAUCUACGGUGCCUCUGGGAUCCUUUUGUCAUGUCUGAAAACACCCUUGUCAGGUCUGGAGGGCGGACUUCAGUGAACCUUGUUGUAUCUGGGCCACCUCUGCGAUGCCCUUGUUUGUCUGGAAUCCUCCAAUCACAUCUGAGGCCCCUCUGGGAUCCUCAUCUGGUAUGCCCUUUUGGGGACCCCACCAACAGCUCCGAGUUCUCCUGGGGACCCUCCCCCUCCGGUAAUGCCCUCCCUAGGGCCAUGCUGGGGAUCAAUUCUGGCCACUCAACUGAUUUCUGGAUGACCGUGGCAGCCCUCUCCAUGUCAGUUCUAACCAGAGACUUUGCACAGUCCAGCAACAGUGGACCAGCUUUUCGGUGUGGAGAGGCUGGAGCAGGGUGGUGGCCGCUUCUAAUGGGGAAUCUGUUUUCCAAUCUGCUCAAGUCCCCAUUGCCCCUGGCUGUCAUACCCCGGUGGCUUCUCUCAGUUGUCCGUUCGCGCCAACCAUUCUCGUGUGAAUCCAGCCUGAGCAGAAGCCCGGAUGAACUGUGGGAGCUCUGAUUGGAACCCUCGGGGGGUGUCAGAGGCUGUGGGCUAAGAAGCCAGAGUCCCAGGUCCUUGAGCCUGGGUGGCUGGGGGAUCUAGGGUGAAAGACUUGCUGCUUCUGGGCCAGUUUGGCCCUUCUGUGAAAGGGGAGAGGAGGAGGAGGAAGAUCUCGGAAGUCCCUUGCAGCCCUGUCAAGCCUUUGAUACAUCUCCUGAAAUCCGCCCAUCCGCCCACUGGUGGCCAGAAGGAAGACGAGGAAGGAGCAUCAAGGACCCAGAGAGGGAAGAGGUCCUUGAGGGGGGCACACAGCGGCUGGUAGCAGAGCCCAGGCUGCGACCUGCCCUCAGGA